Pelobates fuscus (common spadefoot toad) is the source of this 838-nucleotide messenger RNA. RefSeq names its product intraflagellar transport 27 (gene IFT27). The record is from RefSeq and is a predicted model, not a curated record. Lineage: Eukaryota; Metazoa; Chordata; Amphibia; Anura; Pelobatidae. Gene Ontology annotation, cellular component: sperm flagellum; intraciliary transport particle B. Gene Ontology annotation, biological process: vesicle-mediated transport; intraciliary transport. Bases 259 to 819 code for a protein of 186 amino acids. The transcript has 7 exons. Gene Ontology annotation, molecular function: GTPase activity; GTP binding.
ACAACGCAUGUGUCAGUUGCUGUGUUCCGCGCAUGCGCUGUGUUGUAUGGCAGCUGUAACUCGGGGUUCGGCGUAAACAGGGGCAACCGUUCAUUUUGCUCUAAAGCUGUGCGGUGUUAUCGUAUCGGGGUUUUGGACUGUCAUUGCGGUAGGACCUCUCCUCCAUGCUGGGCGUCCCAGGGCUGUGGUUGCUGUAGCUGCGUUGCUGGGCUGAGUGUGCUGUAGUUGCUGUGCGUUGCUAAGGAGCUAUCUGCUAACAUGGUGAAGCUGUCAGCCAAGUGUAUAGUAGCAGGUGAUUCUACAGUGGGCAAAAGCACUUUGGUCCAGCUGUUACGCAGCAAUGGCAGCCAUUUCCUGAAGAAUUACAGCAUGACAACAAACGUGGAUGUUGUGAUGAAAAUGGUGCCGCUUUCUGAUACUGGGGACAGUGUUGAACUCUUCCUCUGUGACAGUCCUGGCAAAGCAGUGUUUUGUGAUAUGACAGAGACACUGUGGGACCAGCCUGGUUGCUUUUGCCUAGUAUAUGAUAUCACAAAUGAGGCAUCUUUCAAUAGCUGUGCCAAAUGGCUACAGAAAGUGCGAUCCAAGACAUCCUGUCCUCAGCUGCCGGGAGCGUUGGUCGGUAACAAAACAGAUCUGUUGGAUCGCAGAGCAGUGGACAAGAUGGAAGCUCAGGAAUGGGCUGUGAGAAACGGUUUGGAGUAUUUUGAGACGUCUGGGAAGGAUCUUGAAAACUUUGAGCAACCGUUUCAGUCACUGGCAAAAGCUGUGCACCAUAUGUACCAAGAAAGAAUGGAGAACUUCAAAUCCUUGGUGUAACAUUCUGAGAAACUGAUAA